AUGUUAGCCCUUCAGACAAGGACUCUAUUCAACUUUUUAUUCCGAAGACAGUAUGCCGGCAUACCACGAGAUACCGAUACCAAGAACUUAAACUCGCUCAACGAAAGAGCUCCGGUAGUGAUCACGCAGACCAAGAUGGACACUCAUUACGUUGUCAUCCCCGACCCAACCACUGUCGUGGUCACUUACCAUGUCCCGGCCGUCGCCACACAAGGCACUGAUCCUGCUAAUUUACCGCCUGCUUCGAAAGCGCCCGAUGCAGACACAACGCCAGUUCCCGGUCCGGAUCCUGUAGCAGAUGAUAGUCCAGCUUUUGCAUCUCUGAUUGUUCCUACUAGCCAAGAGGUCAAUCCUGUUCCCACGGCUGUACCUGCAGGAGAGGCUGCACCUGGCGGAGAAGUUGUACCCGGAGGAGCUGCUACACCUGGAGGGGAGGUUGUCCCUGGAAAAGAGGUUAUGCCUGGAGGAGAGGCUACACCUUUGCCAGGCGGUGGAAACCUAAAUGAGACCGCAGCACCUGUCGAACCGAUUGCUCAACCUACUUCUCAGGAGCCGCCACAAGAGAUUGUUCCACCUGUCGUGCCAACUGCUCAACCAGCUGAUCAGCAACCACCCCGGGAGACGCCAGAGAAUGCUCGUUUGAUAGAUGGACCGGGACUAUUGACACCAACUGCUCAGCCGGCGGUCCUUCUACCGACUACCAAGCCAGUGAUCGCCCAGCCAACUUCUCAAGAGGCACCUAAAGAAACUCCAGAGAACGCUCGGUUGAUUGGUGUACCUGACGACGUGGCAACAAGUGCCAAGCCAACUACCCAACAAGCGCCUGAGGAAACCCUAGACAAUGCGACGACUAGUGCUCAGCAGACUACUCAGCAACCACCCAAGGAAACGCCAGAGAACGCUCGGUUGAUAGAUAUACCUGACAGUGUGACGACAAAUGCUCAGCCAACGUCGCAGGACGUGCCUAAGGAGACGCCCGAAAACGCUCGACUCAUUGAGACAGAGUCUGAGUCCCCUUCAUCCACUUCGUUCUCCUCAUCCACCUCUGAGAUGCUUGUCUUUGAUACUGCAUCCUUCACUUAUACAGGUCCGCCAUCUCGGUCGACAACUUUACAAACCCGACCCGGGACUAAGACUUUCACGUCUGCCAUCGAGACGACCGAAGUUUCUGACAGUUUCGUUUUCGAUGAUGGCGAGACCGGUAGCGAUGGUUCGGGACCAUCGCUCACCACGGCAACACUACCUGACGGUGCCCUGACGACUAUCGACCUUGAUGCAACUGCUGCAAGCGACCGAUCAUCCGAGACUGAAAGUCCCGAGGCUAUUGCCAAGCAAGAGUCUGAUAAUGCACCUUCGACUCCCGUUGUUGUAGGAAGCGUUGUUGGCUCAAUCUUGGGGCUGUCUUUUCUGGCACUGGUCAUCUUCUGGCUCAUCAAAAGACGCGCCAUGCAGCGCCGCAGAAGUACACUCCUUACCCCCCUUGAUUUCCCCCCGAGUGCCCCUGGGAGCGCGCGUGGAAGCGCCCCCGCCGGUGCUCUUGGUGGCCAAGAGAAGUACGAGAUAGACAAUAAUUCCCUGGGCCCGACGCCUCGGUCUACCAAGGUUGCGGCCGCCAUGAGCGCCAAUGCCAAAAAGAUUAGUCGACGGUUCCGACAGUCUAUGACUGAAUCCUCUUAUACGGACGCAAGCCGAGCCAAUUCUCACUUCGGUGCUGAAAGCCAAAACAUACCCUCGACACGUGCUCCCGGUAGAGCGAACUCGGGUCAUGGACAACAACAAGGAUGGUGGUCGCGACUCAUUGAGGAAUCAAGCGUCGUAGAUGUCACAGAAGCUCCUCCAAUGCCGGCGAGUGGUAACGAUGGAAGACAAACUCCCCCAAGCCCCAACCCCUUCUCAGAUUUCCACUCUACAGCCUCGCCGGCUCGUAACAUUUCCUAUGGUUACAACAACCACAUGUCACUACACGGCUCCCUUGUUCCGCAACCUCUUGACCCUGUCCGGUCUCCCCCAACGGACAACCCGUUUGCUGAUGGGAACUCGGCCUUGUACCCGGGGCCUACGCAAUCGACGCCAAUGGCCUACAGGGAGUCAGUCCAACAUCGACGAAGCCCCUCUGUAGCGCGCAACCUUACUCCCCAGUCAACAGGCGACAAUCCGAACCUUGCACCGCAAGACCACUGGCGCGGGAAUGUUCACUCCAACCCCUUUGACCUGGAACUUCACGGUCCACACCUCCCCGGCGCUGGCAACGUUCAACAAAAGCCACGCUACACUGCUGUCAGCUCCUUCUACAGCACUAACAGGCAAACGGUGAGGCACUCACGUGCUGAAAGCUACACGUCCAAAUACACUAGCGGAGUGAGUUCGGUCAGCGAGUGGCCUCCCGUGCCGGCCCAUCCUCCUGUGCCUAGCAUCUAUGGUCGUUAUGAUGACAACGACUUCCUCGGCCAACAGCGACACUCUCGUAGCGAGAGCGACAGUGGUCUGAGACGCCAGGGCGGUCACGCGAUGUGA
Molecule: messenger RNA, 2514 nt
Organism: Fusarium sp. VM40
Lineage: Eukaryota; Fungi; Ascomycota; Sordariomycetes; Hypocreales; Nectriaceae
Source: the annotation of a GenBank genome assembly